Molecule: messenger RNA, 2676 nt
Organism: Cyclopterus lumpus (lumpfish)
Lineage: Eukaryota; Metazoa; Chordata; Actinopteri; Perciformes; Cyclopteridae
Product: alpha-tectorin-like
Exons: 19
Coding region: 219-2645 (808 amino acids)
Source: RefSeq, a predicted model, not a curated record
UUCGUGACAGAAACCAGUUUGAGAAGGACACCGGGUUACAAGGAUGGGAAUUUCUUCACAGCGCCGGUCGAGUCAACUCGAUUGUGGUCGAUGUCUAUAAAUAGACGGAGAGGGUGCUGCGUCCUCCACACAGAGAGGCAAGGCAGGCAGUCUGAGCGCUGAAGCAUCCCAGAGAAACUUCUCCUCAAACACGGGGUCUGUGUCAGAGGACCACCAACAUGUUCCGCUUCAUACUUUACCUUGCUGCACUCAGCCUGCUCAAAGGUACUGGUGCAACAAACCAGACAUUUACCAGUUCCGGGGAGAUGAACAUCACCUCCUGCCCCAUCACCUAUUACGGGCAGAAAUAUGACAGAGUCUACAUGGCCUUUGAUGCUAACACAUUUUCAGUUUGCUUCAAUGGCUUUUACAAACCAGGAAUAAAAAAUGACUGUAUUUUGAUGUCUGGAGGGACGGCUGACAGAGGUGACCUGGCAGUUCUUACUCAAGACAUACCCACUGGAUCUGGGGUUCAUAAACUUCUGCCAAACCUUAGAAAUGCUGGGAAAUGUGUCAACAUAAUUCCUUUAAAAGACAGUCAACAAUCGGAAAUUGAACGAGUUGAACUCGGCAACUUUGGGACACAAGCAAUUCUGGCAAUCAAGACAUAUUCUGGGUACCAGAAUGUUGAUGUUGAGGCAGAUACACAAGUCAAUGGUCUUACAGUUUCUAAACAGAAGUUCCAGACAACUGAUACAAACAAGGGCAUAAUCACAGAUGUCAGUGGAUGCAGACUCUCAGGCUUUGCUUAUAAGACAAAUACAACAGUGAGGGACUCAAACAUAUGCUCUACUGUAACCUGUGAUGUGAGUGGAUUCGCUACUGCCGUCAGCGAUUGUGGUCCCAUGGAGCGUUGCCAAGGCAAUGGGAGUUGCGUGUUGAACGCGAUGUGCUCUGUGACCGGCUCGACUGUCAUCGAUUUCGUUGGCAGAGUUCAGUCUGUCCCGGACCGGUGUGGUUACACUCUGAUGGGGUCCUUAUUGUUCCCGGGCUUGCAGUUGCUGGGGGUUUUCCAAGAAAGACGCCGUAAAGAUGUUAGUUUUUUGGAUCGUGUGAUACUGCAGCUGGAGGGGGCCGGUGUUCAGAUUUCCAUGGAACAAGAUGGCCGGGUUCAGCUGGAUGACAAAGUGCUGACGCUCAACGCCAGAGCUCAGCUGGUCCAUGGUAUAGAGCUCUCCAGGGACCAGACAGGAGUGACUGCCAAGAUAUCAGUCUCCAACUACACUGCGUCUAUCCUAUUUGAUGGCUACACUACCCUCAUCCACGUGACAGGAACAAGUGGAGCAGCCGUGGAUGGUUUAUGUGGCAAUUCCACGAGGUCUUUCAAUGAAGAGAAGGUUACUGGACACUGGUCUCCUGGCUGUGAGAUGCAGUAUGAUGACACUGCUGACAGUACAAUCAACUGUAACACCACAACUGAAUGGUGUAAUCUCCUGAAGCAGGCUCCCUUCACUGCUUGCAACAAGCACAUCAACCCAGAGCCCUUCAUAACUGCCUGCACAAACACUUUGUGCAAAUAUCCUGCAGUGGAUGGUCUCAAGUGCCAGAACCUGGAGGCCUACGCCAGGGCCUGCAGCCACCACAGCAAUGUCACGAUGGAGAGCUGGAGGAAAAAGACCAGCUGCCCUGCUGUCCCUCAGGCCUUCUGUAAGGACAGAUUCUGCAGUGCUCAUGAGUUCUGUGGUGAGCGGAAUGUUGGGGAACCCAGCUGCCUCUGUCGGGCCAUUUUUGCCUCCAAGUACAGAUCAACGGGCACUUUUGGUGAGCCAACGGUCUGCCAGCAGAGUUCUACUUCAAUCAUUAUGGCUAAUUGUCUUUUGGAGGACAAGAGCAUUGAUUAUUCAGGCUUACACCUCAACGACCAGGCCUGCAAAGCUGAAAUGGACAACCUGACCCACAUGGUGAUGUUCAAGUUCAAUAGCAACAACACUUGUGGUACAGUGAUCAUGGCAAACAACAGUCAAAUCAUCUACAAGAACACCAUCAUGACACGGAAUGUCUCCACCUAUGGCCUGAUCAACCGUCACAGCCCAGUGCAUAUUGACUUAUCCUGUUAUUACACUCAGCCCGAUGUCAAGACCUUUGCCAUCGAAGUCAAACACAGCUCUGUAAUCCAGGAGAUUACUUCUGGAGAAUGGAAUUACAAUCUGACCAUGAAGGCAUACACCGACCCUGACCGCAUGAACGCCAUCCAGACAAGCAACGACAUAGAAAUGAACCAGAAAAUCUGGGUGGAGCUUAAGACCGAUGGACUGGAUGAAAGAAUGGUCCACGUGGUGACUGACUCCUGCUGGGCAACCGAUCAGCCUUCACCGAGUGGAAGCCUGAGAUAUGACCUCAUCAUCAAAGGCUGCCCUAGCCCUACUGACCAGACAGUGAAGGUCGAGGGCAAUGGACUGGGAACGUCCAACUACUUCUCUUUCAACACAUUCCAGUUUUCUGCCAAGACUGGUGCGGUCUACUUGCAUUGCCGAUUAGAGCUGUGUGUCAAGCAGAAUAACGCCUGUGCCUCGCUGUGCAGUCACAAUGAUAGAAGGCGUAGAUCUGCCACGUCAAAAUAUGAGGAUGAAAACCCCGCCUUCAUCAGUAUGUCCUGGACUUAUUAGGUUCCCAUGGAGAAUCGGGCUGACCAACGAG